UACCCCUACAUUUAAAUAAUUGAAGCUUCACCUAAUCCCCUCCCCUCCAACUCAAUUAUGUACGUUGCCGUCUCAAUAAUGUAUAGGAUUCUCAAAUCCAAGUCAACCCUUAGACUUUUUAGAGAGAGAAAGAGACAAGGUGAAGAUAUGGAUGCUCAUGAGUUGAAAAGGAGGGCUGCAGACUAAAGUCUGAUCCUAUAUCUCUGGCCUCAAAUACAAGAUCUCAUUGUCCAUAUGGCUGCAAAUUCAUCUUAUCUCCCCGCUUGGGGUACAACCUCUACUUCCAUAAUCAAUGCUUCCCUAAUCCUUCUUGUUUUGUUCCUCAUAAUCCACAUCAAAAGCAAAAGCAAAUCACGAAACAAAAUUCUGAAUCUUCCUCCGGGCAGUUACGGGUGGCCAAUUCUUGGUGAAACAAUGGCAUUCCUCCGUGGAAGUAUUGAUGGAUCACCAGAAAAGUUUGUUAAAGAAAGAAUGGACAAGUACAAGACGCAGGUCUUCAAAACAUCCCUCUUGGGGGAGUCUGUUGCUGUGUUACGCGGACCUGCUGGAUAUAAGUUUUUGUUCAGCAACGAAAAUAAGUUGGUCACAGUUUGGUGGCCCAGUUCUGUGAGGGAGCUACUUGGGACAUGCUUAGCCACAACUGGAGGGACUCAAGCGAUACAAAUGAGAAAGAUGGUGUCUUAUUUUGUUAGUCCUGAUGUGUUUACCAAACGAUACAUCAAAGUUAUGGAUAUUGUAUCUCAACAACAUAUACAGACUCACUGGCAAGGUAAAGAGGAGCUAAAGGUCUUCCCAGCAAUCAAAUUAUAUACAUUUGAACUGGCCUGUAGAUUGUUUAUGAGCGUUGAAGAACCAACACAGAUUAAAAGGCUUUCUGCUCUCUUCAACAUUUUCUUGGGUGGAAUCAUCUCUAUACCUCUCAACUUCCCAGGUACAAGAUUCUAUAAAGCAAAGAGGGCUACGGCUGCUAUUAAAAAGGAACUCCAAGUAAUACUGAGACAGAGGAAAGAGCGCUUGGGACAACAAGAUACUGUAGCUUCGGAAGAUCUUUUGUCGCAUUUGCUUGCCUGCCCUGAUGAAAAUGGGAAGUUCAUGUCUGAAUCAGAUAUCAUAAAUAAUAUAUUAUUGCUACUCUUUGCUGGACAUGACACUUCAAGUUCUGCCAUAACGAUGCUGAUAAAAACUCUUGCAGAACAUCCUGAAGUCUAUGACAAAGUGUUAAGAGAGCAAAGUGAAAUUGCAUCAUCAAAAGAAGCUGGGGAAUGUCUUCAAUGGGAGGAUAUACAGAAGAUGAAGUACACAUGGAAUGUAGUUUCUGAAACACUGAGACUAUGGCCACCUGUAGUUGGUGCCUUUAGAGAAGCAUUGGUAGAUAUAAAAUAUGGAGGUUAUGACAUUCCAAAGGGAUGGAAGUUUUACUGGAACACAUCGUCGACCCAUACAGAUUCUAGCCUCUUUACAGACAGCACCAAUUUUGAUCCCUCAAGAUUCGAUGGUGCUGGUCCUAUUCCAUAUUCUUUUGUUCCGUUUGGUGGAGGACCUCGAAUGUGCCUAGGAAAAGAGUUUGCUCGCUUGGAGAUACUCACAUUUCUACACAAUGUUAUUGGACAGUUUAAGUGGAAUUUACUGAUUCCAGGUGAAAAAAUCAUAUGCGACCCCAUUCCCACACCUGAGGAAGGACUGCCAAUCCGUCUUCACCCACAUAAAGCCUAAGAUGAUAUGUUUAUUUUAUGGAGGCAGUUUGUAUUUACCGACUUUUACUGUUGGACUUGUUCCUAGUUAGUUGAAUAAAAUCAUGAGAAAACAGUAUGCCUUAAGCUAUGUAAAGUAUUUGGUAUGAUUAUAAAUAAAGAGGAAUUCAUUCAACA
Sesamum indicum (sesame) is the source of this 1868-nucleotide messenger RNA. Its product is annotated as beta-amyrin 28-monooxygenase. NCBI's taxonomy places the organism in Eukaryota, Viridiplantae, Streptophyta, Magnoliopsida, Lamiales, Pedaliaceae. Gene Ontology annotation, molecular function: heme binding; oxidoreductase activity, acting on paired donors, with incorporation or reduction of molecular oxygen; iron ion binding. Gene Ontology annotation, biological process: sterol metabolic process. The record is from RefSeq and is a predicted model, not a curated record.